Messenger RNA from Bemisia tabaci, 2231 nucleotides. The record is from RefSeq and is a predicted model, not a curated record. Lineage: Eukaryota; Metazoa; Arthropoda; Insecta; Hemiptera; Aleyrodidae.
AAAAUUUUGUCAGCUUCCCGAGACGUUUAGAAAUCUUUAUGGUGAAAAGUUUCAAAAAAUGAAGUGUUACAAUGCUUCACCGGGGUGAAGGCCCUAAAACACUCGCAAAAGCAGAUUCAGUCUUCUCAGGAACGACCAAUCUUCAAAAAUAACGAUGAUCCUAAAAUAACCAUCGAACUCCUCAUUUUAGACACACGUAGAAACCAUCGUGAUCCGCUAGCUUGAUUCCUUUCCAGUCAAAAAUGAGUUCCGAUGAAUUCCCUCCCCGGUUUUAAAGUUUGAUAAAAGAUGGUCGUCAAGACACGCUCGAACCCGAAAAACCGCGCCCUCCGCUGUAUCGACACCUCGAAUAACUGGCAAAGAAUCAAACUGAGUCCCUCACCGAUCAAGCGUAAAGAAUCAGCGAUGAGCAAGGAAUCCUCCCUUCCCGAGCGCCCGGAAACCGCGACCCUCGACAAACCGUCCGUCUUGGACCCCAACCUGUCGAAAAAGAUCGACAUGACGAUUUUGUCUCGAGAAAACCUCAAAUACGUCAACAAUUUAGUCGUCAAGCCGAUACCGAAGAAGGCAUCCCUCGAGGAACAAACCCAGGCGCUGAACAGUCUAACGGCAGGACUGAACACCAUCAGCGGGCCGAACUCCUUAAUCGUCACAUCCGCGGAAUCCAGACUCAAAGGGGUGGCGAAAACCCCUUCCUCGUUCAACCCCGUGUCUCUGGACCCCCAAAAAAAGGCCGAACCGAAAUCGAAGAGAGACUCGACCCAUAUCUCACCGAGCCAACCAACCAGAGGCAAAACCGUUCUUCUGGAGAGUAAACCGCGGAUAACCUCGAAAAAGGCACCCGACGAGACACCGUCUAAGCUCUCGAAACUCUAUAAAGUUAUCAAUAAAAACUAUAGGAUCAGGACGAGUUUCCGUCGCGCGAAGGACAAAUCGAGCACGAGUAGGAGUUCUUCUCGCUGCGACGUCACGAGCCAGGACGAAUCGCGGUUAGCGAAGCCGGAGGCCGAGAAGCCCCACGGGGGUAAACUCAAGAAGGCGGGGAAGAAAUCCGGGGGCAAGGAGAAGAAGUCCGAAGUCGGGGCCCAGCGGAGACCCUUCGCUUCCAAGUUCAAAGGCCGCAGUAAGAGUCUGAAAAGGUCGGAGGAGGCGGUUAAGGGUAGUAAGAAGGAAAAAUUUCUGGGUGAGGCGCUAGGCGAAGGUGAGAAGAAGGUACCAGGAUCGUCAUCGUCGUCGCAGAUUCCGGUGAGGAGGACGAUGAAGGAGGGAACGGCGAGUGGGCCGUCGAGUCUGACCGCAGAGGAUCUGCGUCCGGUGACCCGGGAUCUGGAGAACGGGUACUCCUUGACCGAGUGGAUCCCGGUGCCGCCAUCUUCCGGCCGGAGACCCAGGCUCAUCACCUGCCGAUUCUGCUCCAGGGAGUUUGGUACAGCUUCCUACCCAGUCCAUGAGCCGAGAUGUAUGAGGUUAUGGUUGGGCGAACAAAAUAAAGACAAUAAGACUGAAGACGACUCUUCCAUUGGCCAAUCAGACCAAGGCAGUGUCUCAUCCCAAACUACAAAGGAUUCUCGAGGCAACAACGCAGAGAAAAAAGGGCGCGGAAAAUGUGGAUCGUCGAAACCUGGGACGGCGAAGAAGUCACCAGAUUCAGGGUCGGUGAGUGGUGUGGAAGAGACUGUUUCUCUGCUGAGCGUGGCAGGGGGGGAGGGAGACACCCCAACGCCGUCGACCCCUUUGGGGCGCCGCCCCCCAACUGUCCCCUGCCAGAUUUGCAACCGGGAGUUCGGCUCCAAGUCCAUCGCUAUCCAUGAGCCCCAGUGCAGGGGCAAGAUUCAGCGAGAGAGCCAACGGCAGCCUCCCCUCAAAAAACCCACCUCGGCUACCACCACGACGGCCAGCCCGGACAAAGAAAAUAAAAUGCAACAAGAUGCGGUGUCGGACGACUGGUUUUGGGAGAGUCAUCGGGAGCAGCUCAUCCCGUGCAAAAAAUGCGGGAGGACCUUCAAUCCAGACCGAGUCGUGGUUCAUGAGCGGAGCUGCAAAGGCCGCCUACCCAAGAAAAAAGGCCCACAACGGACAGGGACAGGACCGAAACGAUCGUGACGCAAUAAUUGUCAUUUACUAGCAUCAAAGCCUCGAAUCCCUACUUGAGUUACUAUUUUAGCUGGUGCCUGAUCUGCACCUUUGAAUCAGUGAGAACAAGAGCACACCAACUCGAAAAAAUGAAAAUA